AUGUCCGCCCGCGUGUUUCUCGAUAAACCGCACGCGCACUUCACCAAUCUCGACUUCAUCACCGGUAGAGUCGUUCUAUCUCUACCAGUGGAAACCGCCGUUACCUUGGUCGUCGUGAAGCUUGAAGGCGAAAGCCGUACGCGCCUAGUCGCCCCAAAACACCCACACAAUGAGCGCUCCGAUAAGAAAAGAACGGAGAUCGAGUCUCAUAAACUUCUCUACAAAACGGUGACCCUGUUCCCCACUCCCGAGAUGCGCCCCUUGGUCGCUCCGAGUACAUAUUAUACCCUUUCACCAGGAACAUACGAAUACCCAUUUCAUUUCAAAUUUCCCUUCAACAAUGACUGCAUUAACAACGUUCUGGCAUCGAACCUCAACAUGGCAGGAAUAAGGCUUGAGGUUGCCCGAGAUACAAAUAGACAUCUUAAGAAGACACUACCACCGUCGCUUUUCGGUUUUCCUGGUGAGGCAGAAAUCAGAUAUUUUGUCAAGGUCACUGUUGUGAGACCACAAUUCUACAAGGAAAAUUAUAGAGGAUUCGCAGACUUCAAAUUUUUACCAAUUGAACCCCCAAGGACGAAGGAGGCGGACAAAGAGACCUUUGCUCGACGGCAACACCAGUUUUCCAGGUUUCCUAACAUUCAAGAAGAGAAAGGUUUUUUCCGAAAGACUUCUGUUAAGUCGCAAGACACUAGCACGCCGCCCAAAUUUUCAGUUGACGCUCGAUUACCUAGCCCUGCUAUAAUUACAUGCAAUGAGCCGUUACCGCUCCGAGUAUUGGUGAAAAAGCUUGAAGAAUUUUCUGAGACUCUUUAUCUGCAACUAUUCCAAAUUGAGUUAAUUGGUUAUACACAUCUGCGAGCGCAUGAUCUUUCUCGCAAGCAGAGUAGUAGCUGGGUUAUCACCAGCCGCAGCAACCUGAAUGUACCACUUGGAAGUGCUGACAACCCUGUUGGAAAAGAAUGGAAGAUAGAUUCUAGGAUGUGGAACCAAAUACCGUUGCCAAACUCCGUCGCCCCGUCCUUCGAUACGUGUAAUAUUUCAAGAAGUUACGAGCUAGAAGUUCGAGUAGGGAUUUCGCGUGGAUUAAAUGGGUCGAUAAAGUCGGACCUUGUUGUCCUCCCUCUUCGCAUCGCUGUUCAGGUAUAUUCUGGAGUAGCUCCACCACCUGCCUUAUUAGAGGCCAUGGGGAUGCCGAGUGAACUUCCUGGCGUAUCGACUCAUUCUCGACCUCCACAACCACCUCGGCCAUCGGCGCCCCCUUAUACGUCGCCACCACCCGCCGAAAAUUACGAGGAUGCUCCUCCCAGUUAUGAAGAUGCAAUGGCGGAGUCUCUUGGGCCAGUGGACGGCCCGAGGCGCGAGUAUAACCCACUAGAUGCUUCUGUUUCUGGAAAUGUCGCGCAGACAGGGGCUGAUGCUCAAGGUUCAUCAGUGCGCAACUUUAAGGACGGUGACCGCCUUUUCCCCAGUUCCAGUGCUGUGAACACCUCCACCGAUUCUGUCAAUGCCUGCGAUCAACCCACCUUGACAGAUGGACCCGCCGACCCACGUUUUCCACGGACCGAAUCAGCCAAUACAGUUCACCGAAGUGAUACCAAUGCGCCGAAGCCAGUGAUAUCUGGUAACCAGGCCCCAUCCCCGCAACCGGAAACCAACACAUUAUGGCCGGAAAGGAGAGUAACUCCGGGUCUUGGAAUCCCAAGCAGGAAGCCGGUCCCAGGAUCCAAGCAUUCAACCCCUAGCAUGGAACGCUUUUCCGGGUAA
Molecule: messenger RNA, 1767 nt
Organism: Ophidiomyces ophidiicola
Lineage: Eukaryota; Fungi; Ascomycota; Eurotiomycetes; Onygenales; Onygenaceae
Exons: 5
Coding region: 1-1767 (588 amino acids)
Biological process (GO): ubiquitin-dependent endocytosis
Cellular component (GO): cytosol; plasma membrane; cytoplasm
Molecular function (GO): ubiquitin protein ligase binding; protein-macromolecule adaptor activity
Source: RefSeq, a predicted model, not a curated record